Messenger RNA from Papaver somniferum (opium poppy), 843 nucleotides. RefSeq lists its product as uncharacterized. The transcript has 3 exons. Lineage: Eukaryota; Viridiplantae; Streptophyta; Magnoliopsida; Ranunculales; Papaveraceae. Gene Ontology annotation, molecular function: nucleic acid binding. The record is from RefSeq and is a predicted model, not a curated record. Gene Ontology annotation, biological process: DNA integration. The coding region runs from base 1 to 843 and encodes 280 amino acids.
AUGCUGAAGAAUGGAACUAAGAUGGAUAAGGAAGAAGAAGAAAAGUUAAUAAACAUGUUGCGAGAAUGUAAAGAUGUCUUUGCGUGGAGCAUGGAUGAGAUGCCAGGUGCAACGUAUCAGAGAAUGGUGGAGAAAGUUUUUGCAAAGUGGGUGCAUACAACCUUGGAGGUCUAUGUAGAUGAUAUGCUAGUAAAGAGAAAGAAGGCGGUAGAUCAUGUUGAUAAUUUGAGGGAAAUAUUUGAACAGAUGCGACACCUUAAAAUGAAAAUAAAUCCAACCAAGAGCAUCUUUGGAGCAGCAUCAGGAAAGUUUUUAGGCUACAUUGUAUCAAAGAAAGGAAUAGAGGUGGAUCCAGAGAAAGUUCAGGCAGUUCGAGAUAUGCCAUCACUUGCAACGAUAAAAGAAGUACAAAAUCUGAAUAGACUACUGGCUUCCUUAAGGCGAUUUGGAAUCCCGACACAAAUAGUAUCCGAUAAUGGGAAGAAGUUUGAAGGAGAAAACAUGGAGAUGCUAUUUAACGCGUUUAAAAUCCAAAGUGGGAAGUCAACGCCUUUUUACCCACAAAGUAACGGACAGGCGGAGGCAACAAAUAAAACACUCGCAGAUAUAUUGAAGAAGAAGUUGGAAGGACAUAAUAAAAGAUGGUGUGAACAUGUUCCUAAUGCUAUAUGGGCAUAUAGAACAACAAGAAGAGAAGCUACGGGAAUGUCACCAUUCUGUUUAACAUAUGGUAUAGAGGCGGUGUUACCAACUGAAGUUAUCGUCCCAACAACAAAGAAGGAGGCAUGGGAAAAGAAUUUGAAUACAGAUUUGAUCUUGGCAAAGCUAGAUGACUUAGAAUAA